GUAGGUCGUCCCGAAGCCUGGCGUGUUUACCUCCUGCACAGCCGAGUGCUUGGUUACCGUCCUGUGUUAGAGUGCAGCGGGGCUGUGCGACUCCGGGAUGCCGGCGAACAAGCGGCAGAGCAGCGGCAGUGAAACGGGGAGCGCGAAGAAGAAGAAGAAGCGCCGAGCCAUCACGAUGGAGACUAAAGUGAAAAUAAUCGAGAGAAUGGAGCAGGGUUUAAAGAUGGCAGACGUCGCUCGUGCUUUUAACAUGAACCGCUCGACCAUCUGCUCGAUCGUGAAGGACAAGAACAGGAUCAUGGAGCACGUGAAGUCCGCUGUGCCGUCGACCUCGACGAUCAUAACGAAGAAGCGCGGGAAAGCGAUCGAGGAGAUGGAGAAGCUCCUGUCCGUGUGGAUGCAGGAUCAGCAUCAGCGCCGGGUCCCCGUCAGCCUGGUGCUGAUUCAGGAGAAGGCGAGGAGCCUGUACGAGGACCUGAAGGCCAAGUAUGGAGAAGAAUCGGACGGCGCGUCUUUUCACGCCAGUCAUGGCUGGUUUAAUCGCUUCAAGCUCAGAGCCAACCUCAUCAACUUGAAAGUAAGUAGAGAGGCAUCGAGUCCAGACACAGUAGCUGCCGAGGAGUUUCCUGAAAUGCUCCGGGAGAUCAUUGAGGAAGGUGAGUAUUUACCUGAGCAGGUCUUUAACGUGGAUGAGACGGGACUGUACUGGAAGAGGAUGCCGGACAGCAAGGCGGAAAAGGUCAUCCCAGGCUACAAAAUAGCAAAGGACAGUCUGACCCUGUUGCUGGGCGGGAACGCUUCCGGUGAUAUGAAGUUGAAGCCGCUUUUAGUUUAUCACUUGGAGAACCCUAGACCCCUUAAGAACAUAGCCAAGGGAUCUCUUCCUGUCGUGUGGAAGAGCAACCCCAAAGCCUUGGUCACGCAAGCCAUUUUCCAGGACUGGUUUUUCCACCAGUUUAUCCCAGAGGUGGAAAGAUAUUGCUUGGAGAGGGACGUCCCGUUCAACGUUCUGUUGCUGCUCAACAACGCCCCGGGCCACCCCCAGUUCAUGGACGACUUUCAUCCCAGCGUCAAGGUCGUGUAUCUGCCACAAAAUACCGCCUCGCUCAUCCAACCCAUGGACCAAGGAGUUAUAACGACUUUUAAGAAAUAUUAUUUGCGUCACGCCUUUCGUCAAGCAGUAAUGGCGAUCGAUCGAUCUGAAACGAGCGUCCAUCAAUUCUGGAAGGACUACAACAUCUACCACGCCAUAAAAAACAUCGACUUCGCUUGGAGUGAGGUGACGGCUGUCACCAUGAACGGGGCUUGGAAGAGCCUUUGCCCGCAGUUUGUCCGCGAUUUUCCCGACCAAGAGAAGGUGGACGAGGAGUCCAACUGUGUCCUGGGUGACUUGGUGAACCUCAGCGAGCAGCUGGAGAUGGAUCUGCACAAGGACGACUUCACAGAACUUCUCGCUGUGCACAACGAGGAGCUUACGAAUGAAGACCUGAUGGAAUUGGAGGCCCAGAGACAGGAAGAGGAGAGACUUGAUGAAGAUGAUGUCAUGGAAGAACCCAAGAGGUUCACAAAACAGGAAAUGGCGAGGGGAUUUUCUCUAUUUGAGAAGGCGCUGUCGGUUUUUGAGGCACAGGACCCGAACGUUGAACGGUACACGAAGAUGGCUGCGGCUGUUCAAAACGCAAUCCAGUGCUACCGUUGCAUCUAUGAGGAGAAAAAAAGAGGUACUAUGCAGACCUCAAUGAAUCGUUUUUUCAAGAGGGUAGAUAGAAUAAAAUCCUACAAGGAAUUUGCACCUGUGUCAUCACCUUCGAACGCGAGCGACAUGGAAUCCAGCAAGGAACUAGAACCUGAGUCGUCGUCAUCAGAUGUGAGUGAGAUCGCAUCCUGCAGGGAACAGUCAUCACAAUCAGACCCGAGUGAGGACAUUAAAAAAGAGACUUCAGGUAGAGAGAUGGAGGUCUGCGUGAAAACAGAGGAGACGCAGGAGCUGAACACGGACGGCCACGGACAGGACUUCGACAACACGCCUGAAGUUAGGCUUAUUAAAGGAGAAGAAUCUGACAAUGAGGAAUACCUCAGGCCAGGACAUCAGGAGCACGGAAACACAGUCUGGUCAUGAUAUCUAUUAAAACACUUAAGACUAUGGGGCACUUGAUGUCCAGUAGGGAGUCAUUUGAGGUGUAUUCCCUGUACGAACGCUGAUUAAAAGUGUAAGUCCAGGUUUUGUACUCUUUGAUGCUCAGGUCUAACAUAACAUUAAAUAUUGGAGAUGGGGUGGGGGGGGGAUGAUUAAGGGUUGCUCCCUUUGUGUGGCGAUUCCUGUAUCAUCACCUCCCGUUUGCCACUUUCACGAGUAACUUGUAUGUUAUCUGCAAAGGAAAUCUCCAUUGUGUUAUUUUUAUUUAUUUAUUUUUUAUUAUUAGAUUACAUUCAAGUUUUUUUUUAUUGUACAGAGCCAAUAAAAUGCAGGAUAAGUCGCCUUUUUACAUCAAAAUAACAACGUGUUAUAACAAACAGACUGUGCAGUAGGUAAUAAAGGUAAGGGUCAGCUCCUUACUGUCCUUUGAUAACGAUGUUCAUCUGGAAAAUGUCUGAACUUUACCUUAUAAAUAUAUUUUAAUUAACAAGAUGAAAAAAGUCUCAUUUAAAUGAUUACAUGCAUAUUAUCUUGUCAAGUCUUUUUUAUAUAUCUUUAAGAUUUAAAAGGGUAUUGACACCAAGCUGCUCUUUUUGGAACUCUGCGUCUGAUAUCAUUGCACGUUUAUUUUAGACGUGUGAUUUUAUACAGAAACCUUUUGGUCAGAUAUUCUGUAAUAUGUUUACUUUCUACUUGUGGCGCUUCUCCUUUAAAAAAAAAAAAAUCUAAUGCUUGUUUUUAUAC
Clarias gariepinus (North African catfish) is the source of this 2881-nucleotide messenger RNA. Its product is annotated as tigger transposable element-derived protein 1-like. The record is from RefSeq and is a predicted model, not a curated record. Gene Ontology annotation, cellular component: nucleus. NCBI's taxonomy places the organism in Eukaryota, Metazoa, Chordata, Actinopteri, Siluriformes, Clariidae. The transcript is spliced from 2 exons. Gene Ontology annotation, molecular function: DNA binding. Bases 98 to 2119 code for a protein of 673 amino acids.